This is a messenger RNA of Centropristis striata (black sea bass), 3486 nucleotides long. RefSeq names its product myocyte-specific enhancer factor 2D homolog. Gene Ontology annotation, molecular function: RNA polymerase II cis-regulatory region sequence-specific DNA binding; protein dimerization activity; DNA-binding transcription factor activity, RNA polymerase II-specific. NCBI's taxonomy places the organism in Eukaryota, Metazoa, Chordata, Actinopteri, Perciformes, Serranidae. Gene Ontology annotation, biological process: cell differentiation; positive regulation of transcription by RNA polymerase II. The record is from RefSeq and is a predicted model, not a curated record.
CUCGUACACUGGGUACGCUGUAUCGCCUGGGUGGACAGUAUAGUUACUUCAACAUUAAAUGGAAUAAAAUGCCGCGGAUUCAUGUAAAAAGAGACGUCGCUUCUGCGUAAAUAAUUAACACGUCUUAAUUAAGACAUUAAGACUUCUGGAGUGCGUGGCGAACGGCCUAUUUUCGGCUUUUUAUCAGCAAUAUUUCUGGGAGAGGAGUGGCGUCCUCCUCACCACAGCAGCUGCAGGGAAGUUUGUCACUUUCGUCCCUGUUGAACAAACGAUGAACUGAGGGCCUCCACGCCUCAACGUUUCACAUCUCUUCACUCUCGCCGCCCGUCAGCGUCGCCUCCCCACACCUGGCCAGAGAAAUGUGUGUGUGCGUGUAUCCUUGGAUGCAUGACUGUGUCUGACUGUUUUUGGGCUGAAGUUAGAGGUCUGCACUUCCUCUCUCACCCUCCGAGAGGCGCUUCUCCACUUGACUGACUACGACAUUUGUCUCCGCAACUGCAAAGCAUCAUGGGUAGGAAAAAGAUUCAGAUCCAACGGAUCACCGAUGAAAGGAACAAGCAGGUGACGUUCACAAAGCGAAAGUUUGGCUUGAUGAAGAAAGCCUACGAGCUGAGUGUUUUGUGUGACUGCGAGAUCGCUUUGAUCAUCUUCAACCACGCGAACAAGCUGUUCCAGUAUGCCAGUACUGACAUGGACAAGGUCCUGCUCAAAUACACAGAGUACAACGAGCCUCACGAGAGCAGGACCAACGCAGACAUCAUCGAGACUUUGCGAAAGAAAGGCUUCAACGGUUGUGACAGUCCAGAGCCAGACGGUGAAGACUCUAUCGACCAAAGUCCCCUUAAUGAUGACAAAUACCGUAAGACCACAGAGGACCUGGAUGUUCUCUUCAAACGCUACGGACAGUCGGCCGCUCCACCCCAGACGUUCUCCAUGCCGGUCACAGUCCAGGCGUCCAAUCAAAGCACACUGCAGUUCAGCAACCCUGGCAAUGCGCUGGUAACUACCUCCUAUGUAACAUCCUCAUCGCUCACGGAUACCCACCUCCUGUCGCCACAGCAACCAGCCCUUCAGAGAAACACGGUGUCUCCUGGGUUGCCACAGCGACCAGCCAGUGCAGGUGCUCUUCUUGGAGGUGAGCUGAAUAAUUCAAACGGAGGAUGCCCAAGUCCAGUCCCUAAUGGUUACACCAGUGCCAGGGCCUCCCCAGGCCUCCUCACCGUUUCCAACGGCAACAGUCUGGGGAAAGUAGUCCCGGCCAAGUCUCCGCCUCCACCGCCCAGCCCCCAGAUGGUCAACAGCCGCAAGCCAGACCUCCGAGUCAUCACCUCACAGGGCGGAAAGAGCCUCAUGCAGAUGAACGCCCAGCGGCUGGCAGCGGGAGCGCAGGUGGCACAAAGCCUCACCACACCAGUGGUUUCUGUGGCCACACCGAGCCUCCUGGCACAGGGGCUGCCUUUCUCCGCCAUGCCCACAGCGUACAACACAGAGUACCAGCUGACCAGUGCAGACAUCACUGCUCUACACGCUCUGGCGUCACCUGGCGGCUUGCUGCCAACCAGCGUGUCCACAUGGCAGCAGCAGGCUGUUUCCCAGCAACAACAGCAACAGCAGCAACAACAGCAAGCACAGCAACAACAACAACAGCAGAUUAAUCUUGCAACACUCAGCAACUUGGUCAUGUGGGGCGUGGACAAACAGAGCAGCGAGCUGUCUAGCCAGGUGUCCAGUCUGGCUGCCAACCUGAGUGUUGGCUCUCCGUCCAACCUGCUCUUGGGUAGAGAUGAGUGGUUGGGCCGGCCUGUGACUCAUAUACCUCAAGGUGCCAUGCUGACCGUCAACACCAACUCCUGCGUGAGCAUCAAGUCGGAGCCCGUGUCGCCCGGCCGGGAUCGCAGCACCCCUUGCCCUCCUCCAUCUUCAACCACGCCGUCCUCAACCUCAGGGGGAGCCAUCCUGACCGCACCGCCGCAGUAUCCCGGCUCGCUGCUGUGCCUGGAGCCGCCGACCGGCCGCUCGCCUGCGGACAGCGUCAGCAGCAAUGCCAGCUCCUUUGAAGGCAGUGAUCGUGACGACGCUGCUGCAGCUGGCGGCGGAGGCGCAGGAGGAGGCGCGGGGGGCGGCGGCGGAGGUGGCAGCGGUGCUACAGGAGGCCGCCCUGACUUCAGCCCCUCGGCGGAGCUCCUCAGGGCGUCGAACGAACCGGAGCAGGAGGGAGGAAACAUCAAGCGCAUGAGAUUGGACGCCUGGGUCACAUAGAGUCGCCUGCCGCGGCGCUCGGUGAAGUUUUGGUGACACUUAAACACCCACAACACACCCACACUCAUCCUUUAACCCCCCACUGCCCCGACCCCACUGCCAUGUGACACUAUCAUCACACAUCUGCCUCUGUCCAAAAUUAUGCGACUCAGCUGCGUCACCCAGACUCUCGAGGCUUUGCCAAAAAAUACAUAAAAAAUAUACAUAAAAACCCUUUUGGGGAUCGCGCUCUGAGUGAGGAGAGGACGACUUAGUGCUCAGCUGGAUAUUUUUCCCUGUAGAUCCUUGAAUAGAGGGACGGUAGGUUUUUAAAGCCUUCUUGCUUGAAUGGACUCCCGUAUAGUCGUUUCUUUUGAGGUGUUGAACCUUUUUCUUUUUUUUUUUUUGCAAUCUGACAAAACCAUAAACAUUAAUCGUUCACAUGGUUUCACCGUCAUGUAUUUACAUUGAGCUCUGCUACAUCGUUCACAAUGUGAUUGGUGGCUUGUCGUCGACAUUAUGGGACUUGUAUGACUUCCUGCUAUUUUGAACGUCGUUUUGGGUCGUGUGCUGUCCAUUCUUCCAUAAGUCACUUCCAAACUGCACUUUUGGAUAGAACUUUAUCUGGACACGUUUGAGGACUGAGCAUCUAUCUGGCACUGAGCAAACAGACUCAAACAUGAUCCUGAAUAUACUUCACCAUGAAAGGUUCUUUUUCGCUGCCACAUUUCCCAACCCUCGUGCGCCCCAGGCAGGCCGAGCCCUCAGGUGGAGCUGAGCAUCUCGCCAGAGUGCCAAUAUCAACCUCUCUUCGAUGAAAAACAAAAAAAUGCCAAAUGCCUCUCGCACACGGUGCAGGGACACUGACGAAUUAUCACUGGCACUGAAACAAGAACUAGAAACUUGUUAAUGCUUUUCGAAUUUGCCGUCACUCUCCUCAGACGGGGCUGCUCCUCCCGUCCUCUCACCUCACCUCAUCUCCUCUGGAGCUCGGAUGGAAAUAGUUGCACCAGAAAUCCAGCCAGCCACUCAGCUUACUACCAGGAGUAGAUGCCAUCCACUUAAAUGCAUAGUAUGAGUUUUUUGAGCCUCUCUUGUGGCUUUUUUUUUUCUCGUUGGGUAGGGAAAGUAUUUGGUUCUCUCAGUCCAAGUGUUCUUUAUCUGUUGGUAUUUAAAGAAAAAAAAAAAUCUGUUUUGAGGGUCCGUUAGUCGUCCAGAAGUAGGAAUAUUCUGACUUUGUAUAAAAAU